AUGACGAAAAAUCAAAGGCCAAGUAUAAGAAGUCGAAGAUCUUCUUCGUUUGAUCGAAGGGGCUUCAGGUCACGUACCAAUUCAAUUACGUCAGUGGACUCCUCCGCUAGUCACAUCUUGGAGGAUAACAACAACGAAAUGUUCUCUGGUGCAGCUUCAGAAGUCAUUCCUUCGUCCAUUACUUCAUUGCAUUAUCCUCAUAGCUUCGGUAACAGAAGAGUAUCGGUGGUAUCACGAGAAACAUCACCACUACUCAGUGGAGAUGAAAACAAUAUCGACUUGAGGUCGGUAAGCUCAUCUGCGUCGAGACGAUCUGAUGAGACCCAGCUGCAAUUCCGGUUCUUUUCUUCCGAUGAAAUCGAGAUGGCACAGGGUGGGUCCACGAUUGAGAAUCCUGAAGAUCCUGUUGAUUACAAUACAGACUGGGAUUACUCCAUUGAUAAGUAUGCAGGAGAUGAGGAGGCGGCACAGGCAGAUGUGGUUUUUGAUGAGGACUAUUCCGGCAGGAUGCAAAGUCCCGAAGCACCGGAUUACGGUUCUGUGGAUUUUGAACGGCGGAACCGACGUCAUUCGGAUGCAAGCAGUAGCGAUAAAUCAGACUUACUCAAUGACGGUGACGAGGAAACAAACCACAUUGAUCAAGACUUUUACCUGCGAUUCCCCGCCAAGCUUUAUUCGCAGAGAUAUUAUCUAGCGGAAGAGGAUAUAGUUGUUGGAAUUGCCGGCUAUCAAAACUGUUGGUGGAAGAAAUGUUUGUAUUACGUCUUAUGUAUCACCACCUUAGGAGUGGCUUUUUUGAUUUUGAGGUGGUUCCCCAGGUACAGAGUCAAUUUAAUGGGAUCCAAAUGUCCGCUAGGUUUGGCUGAUUGGUGUGUUAUUGAAAACGAAUUUGGGGAGCUUCAAAUUAUUGACAUUGAAAAGCACCGAUUUGAUGAAAGACUUUCAAACUUUUUAACUAUCCAUGAUGAAAAAGGAUCGAAUGAUCCAGUUAUACCUUAUGUGCACUCAUUCAUUUACAGGUACAUCAAGUUUUUUUAUGACCCUAUGGAGGACAUUUUCCGGACCAAUUCAAAUUGGUAUGACACGCGUUGGUUGAAUAUCAAAACCAUCAAGGAGGGUAUUUCCCAAUCACUUCAGGAACAAAGACUUGAGAUCUUUAAUUCCAAUAAAAUUGAGAUUGAUGAAAAAUCGACAGUUCAAUUGCUUGCUGACGAAGUUUUGCAUCCCUUCUACGUGUUUCAGAUCUUUUCAAUCUUCUUGUGGCUCGCAGAUGACUACUAUUACUAUGCAUCAUGCAUUUUCGUCAUUUCCAUGGUAUCGAUAGUCAACUCAUUGAUGGAAACCAAGUCUACUAUGAAGAGAUUGCAGCAAAUUUCAAAAUUUGAGUGCGAGGUUAGAGUGUGGAGAAAUGGAUUUUGGAAGCAAAUUGACUCGACAGAUUUGGUACCUGGGGACAUUUUUGAAAUAGAUCCUUCCUUAAGUGUUAUUCCCUGUGAUUCGUUGCUUGUUAAUGGGGAGUGUGUCUUGAAUGAAUCUAUGUUGACUGGUGAAAGUGUGCCAGUCACCAAAGUCCAAGCAACAAAGGAUAUUGUCAAGCUUUUGCCACAGAAUUUCAUUGACCCUAAUUUGUCGAGAUCUUACUUGUUCAACGGAACCAAAUUACUAAAAAUGAAGUCAGCAAAUGAUGAGCCAGUCAUUGCUAUGGCAUUGAAAACCGGGUUCAAUACGACCAAGGGAUCUUUAGUUCGGUCCAUGAUGUUCCCCAAACCUACAGGAUUCAAGUUUUACAGAGACUCUUUCAAGUAUAUUGGAUUCAUGACACUCAUUGCCGCUUUGGGAUUCACGUACUCGACAUAUAACUUUAUACAGCUUGGUCUUAGCAAAAGGUUGAUGAUUUUAAGGGCAUUGGACAUCAUAACCAUUGUGGUUCCCCCCGCGCUUCCAGCGACAUUGACUAUUGGUACUACGUUUGCCAUUUCAAGACUCAAGAAGUUGGAUAUAUACUGCAUAGCGCCCACUCGUGUCAAUAUUGGUGGGAAGCUUGAUGUCAUUUGUUUUGAUAAAACAGGAACAUUGACGGAGGAAGGAUUGGACGUUUUGGGGGUUCACUUGGCAAAUAAUGCAAAAGGAAGAAAAGAAAUCAUUUUUGAAGACUUGGUCACCGAUUCGCUGUUGAUAAAGCUGGAACGGAGUGGCCAUCAUGAGACAAAUAACGGUAGCUUCUUGGUGCAGUGUAUGGCUUCUUGCCAUUCAUUGCGACACAUUGAUGAUGAACUCAUGGGAGAUCCGUUGGAUGUAAAGAUGUUUGGGUUUACAAAAUGGGAUUACAAGGAGGACUUGAAUUCGGCAACACCGGUCGUGUCCAAAGGAACACAAUCUCUCAAAAUUGAAAAAGAGUUUGAGUUUUUGGCUUCAUUGAGACGUAUGUCUGUGGUUUGCAAAUCGAACAAGGGGAAAUUUGUGUUUACGAAAGGUGCGCCGGAAGUAAUGAUGGAUGUAUGCAUACCGGAGUCCAUACCAACCAACUAUGAAGAGUUGCUCCAUCAUUAUACACAUUUGGGAUUCAGAGUCAUAGGGUGUGGGUACAAGCAACUUGACAACUCUAUCCCUGACAGAUCUGAUGCAGAAUCCAACUUGGUCUUUGCGGGAUUCAUUGUUUUCGAAAACAAGCUUAAGCCCUCCACUGCACCCACCUUGGAAAAGUUGAAUGAAGCGAAAGUCCGUACGAUAAUGUGCACCGGGGACAACAUCUUGACCGCCAUCAGUGUUGCCAAGGAGUCGAAACUCGUUCAUGAUAGCAAAUGUGUUAUAUUUGUGCCAUAUGUCGAAACAAAAGACGAUCAGCAAUACAUUGCCUGGCAGGAUGUUAACGACCCAGAGAAUAGAUUAGACCCUGACACACUAAAACCAGCUAAUAUUAGACAGGAUUCCAACUACAAAUUAGCCAUUACUGGUGAUAUUUUUAGAAUACUAUUGACAGAGAUAAAAGACACCAACUUGACUCAAAAUCUUUUGAUGAAAUGUGAUAUAUUCGCGAGAAUGUCCCCGGACGAAAAACACGAAUUAGUUGAACAACUUCAAAAAAUUGAUUAUACUGUCGGAUUUUGUGGUGAUGGCGCGAAUGAUUGUGGUGCUUUAAAGGCUGCAGAUGUGGGUAUUUCUCUUUCUGAGGCUGAAGCAUCUGUUGCAGCCCCCUUCACGUCCAGAGUAUUUGAAAUUUCUUGUGUUCUUGAUGUUAUCAAAGAAGGAAGGUCGAGUUUGGUUACAAGUUUCUCGUGCUUUGAAUAUAUGUCACUAUAUUCUGCUAUACAAUUCAUCACAGUCACAAUUCUUUACAAGACAGGGACGAACUUGGGUGAUUUCCAAUUCUUGUAUAUUGAUUUGUUCUUGAUAUUGCCCUUGGCAAUAUUCAUGUCUUGGUCGAAGCCGUAUCCUAAAUUGGCAAUCAAGAGGCCCACAGCAAAUUUGGUGUCUCCGAAAAUACUCAUACCCUUGAUUUGCAACAUUUUGCUUCUUUUGAUAUUUCAAGUACUCAUUUGGAUGUGGGUGAAGAACGAACCAUGGUAUAUCAAACCCGUACCUGGCAGUGACGAUGAAGUUGCGUCUUCGGACAACACAGUUCUUUUCUUGUUUUCAAACUUUCAGUAUAUCUUAAUUGCGGUUGUCUUGAAUCAGGGUCCCCCAUACAGAGAACCAAUUCUGAAAAAUGGUCCCUUUUUGUUGAACUUGGUUGUUGCAAUAGCAUUGUCCACUGCGUUAUUUAUCGUAAACGAAGGGUCGAGCUUUGGUAAGUUGAUGCAGUUGACCAACCUUGGUGGCUACUUUUACUAUUAUAUCCUAUCACUUGCAGUUUUGAAUUUUGCUUUAAUGGUGAUUGGUGAGCGGGUUUGGUUUCCUCGACUCGUCAAAGUGUACAAGAGGUUGCUCCAGAGUCACAAGAUUGGCAAGAGUAAAAAACUAUUCAAGAAUUUGCGUAAAGAAUUCGAACAAAUACAAAGUGUUUAG
Messenger RNA from Lodderomyces theae, 4005 nucleotides. Its product is annotated as putative acid anhydride hydrolase. The transcript has a single exon. Gene Ontology annotation, cellular component: membrane. The record is from RefSeq and is a predicted model, not a curated record. Gene Ontology annotation, molecular function: ATP hydrolysis activity; P-type ion transporter activity; ATPase-coupled monoatomic cation transmembrane transporter activity. NCBI's taxonomy places the organism in Eukaryota, Fungi, Ascomycota, Pichiomycetes, Serinales, Debaryomycetaceae. Gene Ontology annotation, biological process: intracellular calcium ion homeostasis. Bases 1 to 4005 code for a protein of 1334 amino acids.